Messenger RNA from Nematolebias whitei (Rio pearlfish), 789 nucleotides. RefSeq names its product N-acetyltransferase 9 (GCN5-related, putative) (gene nat9). Gene Ontology annotation, biological process: protein acetylation. Gene Ontology annotation, molecular function: N-acetyltransferase activity. Bases 84 to 716 code for a protein of 210 amino acids. The record is from RefSeq and is a predicted model, not a curated record. Lineage: Eukaryota; Metazoa; Chordata; Actinopteri; Cyprinodontiformes; Rivulidae. The transcript has 6 exons.
GCGAGUAUAGGAGGAAGCUGUUUGGUCUCAGAAUGUGUUUACGAUUGGACACAUGUUUUUAACAUUUUAUCUCGUUUACCACCAUGAAAAUUAAUGAGAAUACUUUACUGGAGGGACAGAAAGUCGUGUUGGUUCCUUACAAUGAAGAACACGUACCCAGGUAUCACGAGUGGAUGAAGUCUCCUGAACUGCAGCAGCUGACCGCUUCAGAGCCGCUCAGCCUGGAACAAGAGUACGACAUGCAGAGGAGCUGGAGGGACGACAACGACAAGUGCACGUUUAUCAUCUUGGACAAGCAGCGGUGGGCGGACCCCAGCGUUGAGGAGGAGCAAUGCAUGCUGGGAGAUGUCAACAUCUUCCUGACUGACCCCACAGACCUGUCUGUAGCAGAGCUGGAGAUCAUGAUAGCAGAGCCGAGUUACAGAGGCAGGGGCGUUGGGAAGGAGGUGACGAGCAUGAUGAUGAGCUACGGAGUCGCCAAACUCGGAAUCAAAAAGUUUCAAGCUAAAAUAGGUCUGGACAACCAGGUCAGCGUGGCCAUGUUCAAGAAGCUGCGCUUCAACGAGGUGUCGGUGUGCGACGUGUUCAGAGAGGUGACCCUUGAGCUGACGGUGGACGAGUCCGUUCGGGCGACGCUGCAGGACGAUGUGGUUUACAUGAAGGAGCGAGACUACAGACAAACGUGCAGCAGCAGGCACGAACUGUUUUCACAGUAAGAUGCUGCUCCCUCACCUCUUAAAGGCUUUAAGACGUGGAGCGGGUCAGGCUGCUCUCAGGUGGGGGAAAUGA